Molecule: messenger RNA, 1269 nt
Organism: Punica granatum (pomegranate)
Lineage: Eukaryota; Viridiplantae; Streptophyta; Magnoliopsida; Myrtales; Lythraceae
Source: RefSeq, a predicted model, not a curated record
AUGGAAUGGGACCAUGAGUGCCAAAAGGCUUUUGACACCAUCAAGGCCUACAUAAUUCAGCCGCCGAUAUUGGUACCACCCGUGCCGAGCCAGCCCCUCAUUUUGUACCUCACAGUGCGCCGACAGUCCUUAGGGUGCAUGCUGGAGCAAGAAGACGAGUCAACGCGCACGGAAAGGGCGAUAUACUACUUGAGCAGGAAGUUCACCGAAGGGGAAUCCAACUACCCGGAGAUUGCAAAGAUGUGUUGCGCGUUGGUGUGGGUCAUGCAAAGACUCCGACAGUACACGCUCUACCUCACGAUCCGCUUAUUGUCAAAAGCGGACCCCUUGCGGUACUUGCUCGAUAGCCCCUCCUCCAUGAGGAACAUCGCAAAAUGGCGCUGUCAGUUAACGGAAUACGACAUAGAGUACGUGCCUCGCACGUUCGUCAAGGGGCAAGCGAUUGCCGAUCACCUAGUAGAAUUCCCGGUCGAUGACGACACGCCAAUUAACACAGACUUUCCGGAUGAAGGAAUCCUCCAGGUGGAUGAAGCGAAAGAGGAACCGACAUGGAAAAUGUAUUUUGACGGGGCCGUCAAUUCCGUGGGAUCCGGAGUUGGGGCAGUUUUGAUAUCCCCGGAUGGGCGCCAUUACCCGGUCGCGGCGAAAGUGGAUUUCUCCUGUACCAACAACGUAGCCGAGUACGAGGCGUGCAUUCUCGGUUUGCAAGCGGCGAUUGAUUUCAAGGUGAAGGAGUUAGAGGUGUUCGGUGAUUCCAUACUCACAAUCUUCCAAACGUUGGGGCAAUGGAAGACGAAAGAUGUAAAGUUAGUCCCGUAUCACGAAUACCUUGAGGAAUUGGCGAAGAAUUUCGAGAAAAUCUCGUUCACCUACACUCCACGCACAAAGAAUCAGUUCGCCGACACACUUGCGACACUUGCGUCCAUGGCGAGUAUUUCGGAGGGGAAUGUCGUCGAACCGCUCGAAAUCGAAGUGGCCAAACGCCCGGCCCACUGCAACGCGAUCGAAGCGCCCGAAGCGAAGCUGUGGUAUGAGGACAUCAAGAAUUUCUUGCAAACGGGCCAUUAUCCCCCAUGUGCCGACCGCCGCGAUCGAAAGACGCUCAGGGGCCUUGCGAUGCACUACUUUCUGAGAGGCGAGAUACUAUAUCGCCGUUCCUUUGAUUCCACGCUAAUCCGAUGCAUUGACGAGCACGAGUCACGGUGCCUCAUGGAGGAGGUAGCACAUGAUGUUCAAUUGAAGCAUGGAUAUAAUGAGGAGAAGACUUGA